Necator americanus (New World hookworm) is the source of this 1287-nucleotide messenger RNA. RefSeq lists its product as uncharacterized. NCBI's taxonomy places the organism in Eukaryota, Metazoa, Nematoda, Chromadorea, Rhabditida, Ancylostomatidae. Gene Ontology annotation, cellular component: cytoplasm. The transcript is spliced from 13 exons. The record is from RefSeq and is a predicted model, not a curated record. Gene Ontology annotation, biological process: L-cysteine biosynthetic process. Bases 1 to 1287 code for a protein of 428 amino acids.
AUGGUAAUUACCUUCCUUUAUGUAGUCGCUAUGGUGUUUGUUGUUUCACAACAAGAGAUUGGUCGACCGCUAAUAAAGUUGUCGCAGGCUCCGAAGGACGAAUACACAAAAGACAGAACCUGGACGAAUCUAGCGAUAAGACGAAUGUGGCAGGAACGGAAAAAGAUGUCUCACACACCGUUAUUCAAAUUUAAUUAUGUUGGACAAAAGAAUGUGGACAUCAUGUUUAAGAACGAAUCGGCAUCACGAUCCGGAUCGUUGAAGCAUCGAUACACAUGGGGUCUCAUGAUGUGGGCUCUCAUUGAGGGCCACGUUAAAAAUGGCACAACCAUCUACGAAGCUUCUUCCGGUAAUACCGCAGCCUCUUUAGCUUAUAUGUGUCGAUUAUUGCAUAUAGCAUUCACAGCAAUUGUUCCCGACACCAUUGAAGAUAUCAAGGUGAAACAUAUAGAAGAAUAUGGUGGUAAAAUAAUAAAAGUUCCACUAGGAGAGAGGUUGAUCAGAGCACGACAACUUGCAGCAGAAAAUAAUGGGUUUUUUAUGAAUCAGUUUGGUAACGCCGACAAAGCUGAGGAGUUCCAUGAAAGUGGAGACUUCCCACUUGAAUCGGUGAAUCUAUUUCACGAAAUCCUUGUUCAACUACAGGCCGACGACAUGCAAGAUGUCAAGGUGCCGCAUUAUUUUGUGCACUCCGCUGGAACAGGAGGAACCAUCUCCUCGGUAGGACGAUAUGUGAAGAAGUAUGGAAUUAGCACGGAGAUAGUUUUAGCAGACACUCAAUUCUCAGUGUACUAUGAUUAUGUGAUGUACGAUAGGUUCAAAAAUGAAUCCGGUGCAAGUUUAUGGGUUGAGCCGGGAAUGGCUGGAAUCGGUUAUGGGCCUAUGGGAAUAGCGAAAAAGGGUGAAACGACGAGUAUCGACGCUGCUGUUAUCGAUCGAGUGAUCAAAAUCCCCGAUGUCGCCGCAACAGCCGCUAUGCGGAUACUUCGGGAUCAAGGUGCAUCGGGUGGCACAAGUAGCGGCGUAAACCUUUUGACCUCAAUGCAUAUCGCUUCAACGGCAAAAAAGCCAAUUAAGUCACGCCUUACAAUUGCCACGCUUUUGGCCGACCCAGGACACUAUUAUGACAGUACCUAUUAUAAUAGAGAUUGGAUUGCUCAAAAAUUCGCAAGACAUGGCGGAUUGGAGGCUUAUGACUGCUGGUACUCUGUGAUCUCAGAGAGUCUUGCCUCUGGCGAAGACCCACUGUUUCUCGGAUAUGAUCGAUGUCCUAAUGGAGUAUUCUGA